Molecule: messenger RNA, 1802 nt
Organism: Effrenium voratum
Lineage: Eukaryota; Dinophyceae; Suessiales; Symbiodiniaceae
Source: the annotation of a GenBank genome assembly
AGCUCCGCGCGUGUCCCGCGCUUCCCGCGCUUCCCGCGCACUGCAUGGAGCCGGACUUGCCGUCGACGGUGCAGGCGCACCCGGCGCCUGCCGGGAAGCCGGACCUGGCGAAGGAUGCGGCCAAAACCGCGUGGCGAGCCAAGGAGCAGCAGAGGGAGAAAGGAAAGGUGGAGAUGAUGGGCGCUGAGCGCUUGGUCCUCGCCCAAGAGAGAUACAAGGCCUUCCGUGCCAGGCAGUUGCGAGAGAGGGAGGCUGCUGCAGAGGCGCUGCAAAGGGACAUCUCCAAAGUGCAGGAGCAUCUCUGGAAGACCCAGAUGCACACUGACGAAUCCCUGGAAGAGCUGGAAGCCCAGAAAAGAGUCUACGAGGUGGACGAGGUUGACGCAAAGCAGGCACGGCAGCGUGCCCAGCAGCGGGUCAUCGCGUCCCGGGAGGAGGGAGCAGCGUAUGCGCUGCGCGCGGCGGACGAAGCACAGCAAGCGCUGCAGGAAGCGGAGGAGGUGAUUUCGACCAAGAAGGCGGAGGUGAAGAGCUUGGUGGACCAGCACUGCGACGAGCGCGCGGUCUUUAAGGCAAAGCUCCAGAAAGAGGUGGCCGCACAGGACAGAGAGGCGGCAGCCUUCGCGGAGACGGUCCUGGUGCAGACCAAGUCCUGCCACCGGCAGCAAGAGGCGAGCCGGCACAAUGCGGCCAUGCACUUGGAGAAGGUGGCGGACUUGCACCAGGCGGCCCGCGGCGAAGCCCAGGAGAGGAUGCUUCUGCAUGAAGAGAAAUCCAAGAGGCACGUCAAGGACCUGGAGAAGAUCACGCACCAACUCAGGAUGCGGGGCGACGAGGCAUUGGUGGAGAAGAUGUCCCACACCACGGCCCAGCUGGUUGCGGCGAAGACCUUUUGCGCGGAGGUGAAGGAGAGUUUGAACGAGGAGAUCCGGCAAGCCAAGCUCAACAUGGCCAAGAUCCAGGAAGAAGCUGCGGCCAAUACCCGGAACGAGCAGCGCGCGGUGCAGGGUUUGGAGGCGAAGGCCUUGGAUCAGUUCCUGGCGUCCCUGGAGGAGGCCUCAGGCGCCUGGCACGAGACCAGCGGCAAGCGCAAGGCCCUGCAGGAAGAGCUGGACGAACUUCACGUGAAGUUCCAGAGCCUCCAUGACGAGACUCAAGCCAGGAUGAAGGCCAUCAUGGAUCUCUGGCGCAAGGACCGCGAGGCCAUGGAAGAGAAGAUCCAGGUCCUGGAGGUCAAGCGACAGGAUGCGUUCCAAGUGGUCACCCGCACGAUGCAGGAGACGAAAGACGGCAUGCAGGCCAAGGAAAGAGCUGCCAGAGAAAGCUGCGCAGAAGCUGUGUCGCAGUGCCAGCGCCAAAGCGAGGACACGGUGGUUGCCACAUAUGAGGCCGCCGCGGAAGCGGCGAAGAACGAGGAGCUUGUCGCUGAGCAAGUGCUGGUGGAGGCACAGCAGUGGAAGUCCCAGAUCAAGGACCUCCAGGCCGCUGCAGACGAGGAGAUCGCGGCAAUUGAGGCGAAAGCCGCGUCUGUGGAAAUACAGCUGGAGAAAGAUGCCUUGGCGCAGGUAAAUCUAUCGAAGCGCCUUGCGCAAAGCGCUGCGGAGGAGGAGAAGGUUUUCAUCUCCGAGACUGCUGCAGCAUGGGCGAGAGUGAGAAAGGCCUGCUACCAACUCCGCCUGGCCAGCCUGCAUGACUUCGCCAGAAGCAUCGCCAACGGCCAGUUCGACUCGAAGCUGGACUGAGUCAAGAGCUCAAGGCAGCCAGGAAUUCAGGAAACUGCACGGGCUGUCAGGUUGCAGUCA